CGCUUCCCACAUCCCGAGCGAGCACCACGGCCGUAAUCCCACACCGGAGAGCUGAUGAGCUCAAUAAGGCUUCCACUUCCCCCCCAACUCACCCUCCACUCCACCACUCCCUCCACAACUGCCCUACCCCUCCCUCCUCCCCGCCACAUGUGCGAACGCUGGCGGACAAGUCUUCUAAAUUGGCGGAUUACAAGCGCUAUGUGAAACCUGCCAACUUGGCCAGAUUUCUCGCGUGGCCUGUUGGUGUGUUGACGCUGUGUUCGUGUGUUGACGCUGUGUUGGGGACUGUGGGAGGAAAGGGAGGUAUAUUCAACGAUGCUACAAUAUCUGGUGGGGGAGGAGCUAUAUUUAACGAGCCUUUACUAUAAUGUAGGCAUAUUUAACGAGGCUUCAGUAUAAUGAAGGCAUAUCCAUCGAGGCUUCAGUAUAAUAUGGCAACACCGGAGGCGAACCUGACGGGUGUGCGAGGAUCUGGGGACGUAAGUCCCGGGCACGCAGCACCUCCCAGACACCUGCACAAUUUCAACACCUUCCAGUUCGUAUCACAGUUAGUGUCGGCCACACCACCGUACCUCUUCAACAUGUCGGCACCAUUUCCCGGCAAUUUCUUCAGCGACUUGUUGCGGCGCAUGGCACCUCGCGCGGGCACGCCAGGGCUGCCCCCUGACCAGACGCUGCAGCAGCACAUCCGGGCUGCCCUGCUGGCCAAGAGCGCGCCCCCGCCCCCGCCAUCCCUUCCACCGACGGUGAUGCCACCGCCGCUGGAUUUGGCUGCCGCCACCCACCGUUCGCCCGCGCCACUGCAGCUGCACCACGAGAAGGGUAUCAAGCGCUCACUGUUCUCUGAUGUGUCAGCGUUGAGCUCCAGCGAGGACGAAGGAGGUGCUAAGAGACCUCGUCUGGAGAGUGAGGGACGUGAGGCAGACAAGCACCCUCCUGAGGGCCUACCUGCCCCCUUCCUCAUGCAAGCCCCAUUCUUGCCCACCUCGGUUCCCCCUCCUCAUGACGUACUCAGCCCAUGGUCCACCCGGGCCUCGCUCCUUCGCCCGCAGGUACCCAUGGCUGCCCACGUGCCGCCCACGCCCUUGGACCCGUACCGUUUGCUGCUGGACCUGCGACUGGCGGGGCAGUUGCGCACUAUGGCGGCCACACAGGCGCUGCAUAACAAAGAUAGUGCUAUAGGCGGCGGAGGCGGGGGAGGGUUGGGGCUGCACCCACCUAUAUCCGCCCACUCACCCAUCACCCUCUCCAAGUCUCUCUCGUCACGCAACUCGCCUCCACUUUCAGACACCCGCACCCCUCGGGACGACCCGCCCCCAGUCAGCACUAACAUGGGUGUCCUACACGGUGGUGACGACAGAGUGUCGGCCUUCCACCCGCCCUCACGCCCACACCCCGACCCCGCCGAUACUAGCGACGAAGACACAGGGGAUCGCCGCAGUUGUAGCCGCAGCAGCAGCGGCAGCGCUUCCAGCAGUGCCAGGGAGGGGCUGGGACCUCAGUACAUCUUUAAGCACCUCACCCAAAUAUACCGCACCAUCGACGGUCAUAAGGUAGAGGGUAUCGACGGUAUGGAUGAGAGCCGUCACGAAGAAGGGCGCAAGGAGGCGCCCCCGGGCUCUCCUGAGGGCAGCAGGGGCAUCACAUGAGUGACCCCCGCGGGGAGGGACAACACGAGCAGCGAGCAGAUGAUGAUGGCCGCACCAAGGAAGGUUGAUGGCGGGCCCCGUCUCACUCACCGCUGUGGCAGGGAGCCUCUGGGGCCCCCACUACACUACGGGGGCCACCACAGCCUCAACACCCACCGGUGUAUAAUACUGUUGCCAAAAGGAAACCGGAGCCAAAGCUCGCCUUUCAUGAUACAACCUCACUUUCUUACCUUCAAUGUGAUAAUAUUCUUUGCUAUCAUUUGCGCCUCUAUGUUUUAUUAAGUUCCUGGUGCUGGCGUUCCUUGUGACGUCACUAAAGCAACGCUCCCCUCCUCAAAAGAUCUCGUUAGUCAUUCAGUGUUCAAUGUAUAGCUCACUAAGAGAACUAAAUGUCCAAUUUUAUUGUUUUGACUCAUUCUUUGAGAAUUAUUUAGAUGCCAAAGGUAGUGUAGGUGUAUAGACAUCCUGUGUAUAUGAAUUAUGUCUCCUUCCAAAAACCAGUGAGCCGGAAGUGGCCCCGCGGGCCACGGGGCCAUACUAACCUUCAUGAAGGUUCUGGAAAAAAACCGUCAUGACUAGAUCUGGAAAGUUUACAUCACACAUGUAUGGAAUUGCGGCAAACUGUGCUUACUUGUAAGCAGGCGUGAAAGUUAACAUUGUAAGCCGAGCCUAACGUUGUAAAAUAUUACCUGGCUAAGGUUGGGUUAAACCUCGCUUGGUGGGUGAUUUUUUUUUAAUGGUGUAAUAUCAGAACCUAGAAUGUCCUAACGGUUUAUUUCCUGUUCCCUCUGUCUUAACGGGACUGGUUUUAUUCUACGCCGUACCCGGCCUCCUUAACCUCACACUCUGGUUCUUCGUCUUGUGGGCAAUCAGCAAAACUCUGUACCUGUGAACCAAUGUCCCAGUUAUCGACAAAACUGUGCUGAACUGUCGACCUAUUGAAAUCCUAAUAAUUAAAGUAUGAGAGCUAAUAUUUCAUGGACAGUCCUUGCAGUGAAAUUAAUUGAAAAUAUAAAAUAAACAUUUAGGUAUGAAUUAUAAUCAUACACAAAAUUUUACUAUGAAAAACUAGCAAGGCAGAUUAUUAUUAUUAUAAUCAAUAAAGAAGCGCUAAGCCACAAGGACUAUACAAACUAGCAAGGCAGAGCCUAGUACACCGUAUCUGAGUUUCAAAUAACCAUGUUGAUAGUGUGUUACAAGUACUAGUUUUUUCUCUAUGUACUACGACUGUCGCUCAAAAAUAUUUUUUACUUGUGUUUCAUACAGAUAUGCAAUCCUUCGCAGCGCUGUAUGACCCUUGCGAAUUUAGCGCUGAAUUUUUAUUAUAAUAAUGUGCAAUCCUUCAUUGGAUACUAAAUUGCGGAUAUUCUUUUCUAUAAAUAUUUAUGAAAAUGUGCAUUACAAAUGUGACUGUUAUGGUGAAUUAGUAUAAGUAAACAAUAAGGUGCCUCAGUAUUAGACAUUAGCAGCCAUAAUAUUCCAAACUGCACCUAACAUUUACUGAUAACUUAUCAGCUUUUAUAUUGUUCGUGCAACAAGCUAAACAAGGAGAACUGAGGUAUUAAACGCCAUCUUUCUCGGUUUCCUUACACACUAUUUCCAUUAAAAAAAAAUAAAAGUUUACCGGACCCAGUUGACCGAAAUGUUGCAUGAAGUAACAACAGGUAGCAUGUAAGUGAAUCAAUGUGCAAUGUUUUCUGACUUGACUGGCUACGUACAGUAGGGAGCUUUAUCAUUCAAUUAUAUUAGUUUUUUGCACGUAAAGUUUCGGGUUACUGAGUCAUAGUGUCGGCCAUAUUGGGCGUCAUGCAGCACUGGUAACCUAGUAUCAUUUUUCUAAGCCUCAACGAUGGUUCUUGCUUCUUGUACUCUUGAGUGAAGUAAUCGGCAUGAUGAUUGGUCAAAUGUGACAUGUUCCAGCGGGAAUUUGGAAGAGGAAAACAGAGGAUUUCUGUCAUUGGGUAAAAAGACUCUGAGUCAUCAUAAGAAUUACUUUUGAGAGAUGCCCUGAUGCUGAUGAGCUCUUGAUCAGGAGAACUGGAGCUACCAUCCCUUACUGUGAAUUAAACCUGAUUACCAUCCAUUUCCCAGGCGCUGUAUGACUUACAAGUUUAAUGCUUCCCCAUGAAUUUAAUAAUAAAACAGAAUACUAUAGGCUAUGCAGCGAACAUUUAAUGUCCUUUAAUACUUAUAUCCCAUAAUUUUAUUUUAGAUGAUAAUGAUUAAAUUGUGGGUAGUCACAGCGUCACAAGUUCAUUGUAAGUGUAGCCUAAAGUGGACGAUAUAUGGGGAGGCAAAUCUUCACAUCAGUUAACAGAUGGAUAAUUAUUUAUGGGAUAUAUACAAUGGUGGUAUUUGACCACAAGUGUUGACAGAUGGCGUGAUGCAGCACCAGGUAUUAGUGGUAAGGCGGUGAGCCCAUAGGUGCUGAAAAAGACACGUUUAACAAAAGAAAACCUUUCAUUAAAUACCUGCACGAAUUAUUAUUAUUAUAAUCAAAAAGAAGCGCUAAGCCACAAGGACUAUACAGCAUACCUGCACGAAGCUUUAUCAAGUAUCUGAUAAAACCUUCUGUAAGUAAAACGUCGACAUCACUAGGCUAUAAUUCUUAAUAAAAUUUAAAGAUUUUUCAUUCUACUUCAUAUAUUUUUGUAUAUAGUACUAGUCCUCAAGAUUAGCUAAACACUGCACUGACCAUGAGAUGUUAAUUUGCAUACUUGUUUUUAUACAGGUAUUGGUAAGAUGUGUUCUGGAAAACGGUCGCCAAAGCGUAUAACGCCAAAGUUAUAUUAAUAUUUUUAAGUUAUCAGCUUCACGUCUAUACUUAAAGACAAUCAAUGUCUUACAAUCAGUUCUCGCAGGCUUCCAAAUGGUUUAAGAGUUAUUCUUCCGUGAACUAGUGAAAGAAGUCGCCAUUCGAAUUCCAGUCCAGAGUGUUUACAAAAAAUAUAUUACGUGUAAGUACCUAUACCUUGACUUCCUUUAAGCUGUAACCAAGCUUACGUUAUCAUAGGAAAGAGCACCCACGUUAUUUUAAAUGGGUGGCUUAAUAUUUAUGGUAAUGGAGACUCAGUAUUUAAAUUCUCGACGAAGUUCUUCACAAAAGUUGUAGCAAAUCGUUGAUGGUGAUAAUAAUAAUUUAAUAUCGAAUGACGACUUGCUCUCGUAAUGAUUCUUCAGUACUGUAUGUACAUAGCCUUUACCUUAUACAUGCUUUCAUGUCUUAUAAUGGCCCACGAGUGUAACUGCUCCUUGAGGGUCGGGUGAGGCCGGCAACCACUGCUGAUGCAGAGAUACAACUCCUUCCAUGACACUAAUACUACACGCUUUCAAUACGAUAAACAUGCACUAAAAUACAUUAGCAGUCUGUUGAGAAAUAGCGGCCAAGUUGUAGAAGAUGAGGCUAUUGACCAGUGGCGAGACAAGAAAUUACCAGCGAUUCGAAGUGAUGAGGCUACUAAUUGAUGAGCCAGUGUCGGCAGUGAAGAAAUUACUAAUAGGAGAAAUAAUUCUGCUUAAUAAAUGAUUAGCAAGACUGCUAACGUUGGGGUCAAAACAGGUUCAUCACUUCUCGCGUAGCUUUCCAACAACGCCAUAUUACAAGAAAAUGUCUCUUGUAACAAUAAUUUAAAGGGGUACAGGUAAACAAAAUAUUAAAUGCCUCGGGAUAAUAAAAAUGCAGUUGUAUGGUGUCUCUGGUAGUUGGUGUCUCGGUGGUAGCCGGACUAGUCAAUGGCCACUUCCACGAAGCUUAAUUCUGCUGCUUCUUGGCGUGACGUUGCUAUUAUGUUCAUAGUGAUAGUGUCACUAUCAUUUUGCCACUGCUGUAGUGCGAGAGGACCGUCAGGAGAGCUACUAGAUGACGUGCAGUGGCUCCCGACCCUCUAAGAUCUCCGGGCUUGUGUGUUGUGUACAUCUUCUCCAGUCAGUAUUAGGGAAACUCUGUGUUUACGUAAGGAAAUAUAGGUGGCUGUUAACUUGCCCAUGUUUUUGACACCACCUGGAUUUACACAUCUGACGCCAUAUAACCCCAUCAAGUUAAAACGUACUGAUAGUAAAGCCGCUAUGAACAAAGACUUGGACAACGUAUCACUGCACAGUGAUACUGAGGCAGUCUGUUUAUGCCGAUUUUCCUACCAUAUACUUUCACGUUAUUGUGAAGGUAUCAAGAUUAAGAACGUAAUCCUUCUGUUGUCGCAACAAAUAAGAGUAACCAAGCUUUGCCAUGAUGUAUUUAUAUCCCAAAUCAAAAUUACUGGAAUUUAACUUAACAUGUAAAAUCUAUUAUAGUGAAUGCAAUGUUCCAGAAACCAAUAAGAUACAGAAUUGGUAUUAAGCACCUAUGCAUAAUAAUACUUAAAUUUACUAGUAAGUGAUCGUACCUGUGUCUGAAGUAAAGUCUGUAUAGUGUUGUCUUGUUUCUCAUGUAAAUAAGAGAAGACGAAUUUGAA
Cherax quadricarinatus is the source of this 6100-nucleotide messenger RNA. RefSeq lists its product as uncharacterized. Lineage: Eukaryota; Metazoa; Arthropoda; Malacostraca; Decapoda; Parastacidae. The record is from RefSeq and is a predicted model, not a curated record.